Molecule: messenger RNA, 1236 nt
Organism: Penicillium macrosclerotiorum
Lineage: Eukaryota; Fungi; Ascomycota; Eurotiomycetes; Eurotiales; Aspergillaceae
Product: acyl-CoA desaturase
Exons: 2
Coding region: 1-1236 (411 amino acids)
Biological process (GO): unsaturated fatty acid biosynthetic process
Cellular component (GO): membrane
Molecular function (GO): stearoyl-CoA 9-desaturase activity
Source: RefSeq, a predicted model, not a curated record
AUGUCAAAGUCAGAGGGCGAGCUUGCUCAACCGGUGCUCCAGGUUGCUUCACGCCGCCACACCUGGAAGUAUGAAUUCGAGUGGUAUCGAAAGAAUUUCCACAAAGUUCUCCAUGCGGGUCUUUUGGGACCAAUAGCUGUCAUAUUCUGGGCUGCCCCAUACGUUGUUGCCAGGAAAAACACCAUCAUCAUGGCUAUUACUUGGGGGAUUGUAGGGGGCUUUAGCAUUACAAUUGGAUAUCAUCGACUUUGGGCUCAUCGAUCAUUCUCGGCAUGCAUCGGGAUAAGAAUCGCCCUUGCUGUCGUUGGAGCUGCUCAGAAUCAAUGGCCCAUUAUGUGGUGGGUGAAACAUCACCGAGCCCACCAUCAAUACACAGACACGGAUCAAGAUCCCUAUAAUGCUAAAAGAGGCCUGCUAUUCUCUCAUAUUGGCUGGCUACUGGGGUUAAACGAGAGAGCAUGGGGUCCGGUAGACUUAUCAGACCUGAAAAAGGAUCCGGUAGUCAUUUGGCAAGAUCGAUUAUACUGGCCUCUUCUCAUCACGGUCGGCAUUCUUCUGCCCGGUGCCGUAGCUCAUUGCGGCUGGGAUGACUGGGAGGGUGGCGUACUCUACGCAGGGAUAACUCGAAUUAUUUUAACGCAACACAUCACGUUUUUGAUCAACUCAGUGGCUCAUGCCCCGUGGGCUGGGACUCAGCCGUACUCUACCCGUACAACUGCCCGGAAUAACCCUCUUCUCGCCAUUUUGACACUUGGAGAAGCGAACCACAACUACCACCAUGCGUUUCCGACUGAUUAUCGAAAUGGAGUGAAUUGGAGUGAGCCGGACUUUUCGCGAUGGAUUAUCUGGCUAUGGGGAAGACUUGGUUGGGUGAAUGAUCUAAAAGUUGCCAGCCCAUUGGAGAUAGAACAAGCUCGCUUCAAACGGAAGAAGGAAAGCACCGAGAGCCAAAAUGGCAAUAACGAGGAUAUGCAGGUCUUGUACAGGCUUUCUCGGAUGAGCUGGAAAGAGUUCAGGAAGCGAUGUGAUGGUGUCGAAGAACUCACCUGCAUAAACGGAGCGGUAUAUGACGUUUCGGACUUUAGGGACGAUCACCCAGGCGGUCGUGAUCUGAUUCAACAAUCCAUUGGGAAGGAUGCAACUGAUCUGUAUAAUAGAAUUCAUUUUCACUCCCCCCAUGCUGAUAAUAUCCUGAAGAAUCUACAGGUCUCUAUUUUAGAGAAUCCUCGUCACUGA